Molecule: messenger RNA, 153 nt
Organism: Dovyalis caffra
Lineage: Eukaryota; Viridiplantae; Streptophyta; Magnoliopsida; Malpighiales; Salicaceae
Source: the annotation of a GenBank genome assembly
AUGGAUGCGGGUAACAAGACAAAAUUAGUUCGUUGUUUCCAUCUCAAAGACAUCUUUCCCGUAUUAUUCAAGUUUUACAAGAAAUGGACAGCACCUGGCCCUAAAAUGUUUACGGUCCAGGCCGAAGCAUUAUCAGCAUCAAGCCCAGCAUAG